Mugil cephalus (flathead mullet) is the source of this 600-nucleotide messenger RNA. Its product is annotated as protein NLRC3-like. The record is from RefSeq and is a predicted model, not a curated record. The annotation marks the transcript as partial. NCBI's taxonomy places the organism in Eukaryota, Metazoa, Chordata, Actinopteri, Mugiliformes, Mugilidae. The transcript has 2 exons.
GACCUGACAGAGUGUGGCAUCAAUAUCAGAGCAGCCUCACUGUACUCAGGAGUAUUCACACAGAUCUUUAAAGAGGAGAAAGGCCUGUACCAGAUAAAGGUGUUCUGCUUCGUCCAUCUGAGCGUUCAAGAGUUUCUGGCUGCGCUUCAUGUCCAUCUGUCCUUCAUCAACUCUGGUGUCAACCUGAUGGAAGAAAAAAAAACUCCUCUGUUGUCUAAAGUCUUUAAGAAACGAAAACCUCUCCAUCAGAGUGCUGUGGACAAGGCCUUGCAAAGUCCAAAUGGACACCUGGACUUGUUCCUCCGCUUCCUUCUGGGUCUUUCACUGCAGAACAAUCAGACUCUCCUACAAGGCCUGCUGACACAGACAGGAAGUAUCUCACAGACCAGUCAGGAAACUGUCCAGUACAUCAAGAAGAAGAUCAAGAAGAAUCUGUCUGCAGAGAGAAGCAUCAAUCUGUUCCACUGUCUAAAUGAACUGAAUGAUGGUUCUCUAGUGGAGGAGAUCCAGCAGUCCCUGAGAUCAGGGUAUCAGCCAGACCUCUCUUUCCCAAUUGCAGUUGGUCCAGAAUUCUGCUGCCAGAUUGCUAACGGGCACUAG